AGCCGGGCUCGAGUUCCAAUGCAGCGCUCCUGAUCGGAGGCGGCGAGGGGAUCGCGCGAGGGAGCAUAGCUUCCACAGCCGUGCCCUUUCCCCUGGCCGGCGGCCUCAUCCCACCCCCGGGAGAAGACGCCGAUGCCCUUCGCGGCCUGCUCGCGCCGCCGGCGCGGCGGCGAAGACGCGAUACCUCAGGAGGAGAGCGCCGUCCACGAGGUGGCGAGGGAAGCCGACGUCGAGACGCAGGGCCUGAAUCCGACCGCGGUCGACGAGCACUACGGCGCACUACCGCAGAAGCUGCGGAAGGCGGGCUCGGGGGAGCUCCCGCUGCUCCUCGGCCGGCUCGACGUGGCGCCGGGGGCGCUGCUGCGGGCGCUCCUGCUGGUGUAUGUUCUAUUAUUCUUCGUGAACAUAGUCGCGGACGCGGCCUACUUCGCAACGGUGGAUGCCAGGUUUCCUCCAGGCCUUGGCUACUUGUACCCCUCCGAGUGGGAGCGGCAGCAAUCAGUGGUCUAUACUCGGCAUGUACUCGCCGUCGGCAUGCUGCAACGUUCGGCGGUCUUCGGCGCAGUUCUCUUGUGUGUGUACUUCAAGGCAUUCGCGAGAGUCGACGCUGGUAUGCGCUGGCUCACUGAGUUCGUGGCGGCGCAGUGGGAGCAAGGUCCGUGCCAGAGGUUCUGUGGCGGCUCCAUCGGCGGCACCCUCUCGUGGUGCUACGAGAAACUCUGCGGCUUCCUGUACUGUAGCUGCGCCCCGUGCCGGUGGAUCGCCGCGGGCCUCGAGAGGUGCUGCUGCUGCUCCCCGGUGAAGUCGUGCCUCGCGGGCCACAGCGCGUGCGAGCUCCUCCACGGCAGCGUCUACCUCGGGCUCUUUGCGGCGUGUUUCUUCCUCAUCGGCGCUCCGUUCACUUACUGGAGAGCGAUGAUCGACUUGAAUUUCGGUUUUGCGAACGCGCUGACGGUUACACCGGCGGCCAUACGGGCCUCACUGGUGGGCCAGUUCGUGCACCUGCUGCUCUGGGGCAUCCCCGGCAGGGUCGUCUACCUGGCGGUCUUGCGCUUCCGCUUCGGCUGGCUGCUCAUGUGGGGCGGCAUGAUUGCGGCCAUGAUCAUCACUCACUACAACUUCUCGGCAAUUGUUCCCAAGAUUAUGGGCAUGAACAACGCGUUCCCCACUGACAACUUCGUUGUUGGACGAGGUUUUCCUCUCGUGGGCACGUCGAACAAAGCGCACCCUUGGGUGUCUUUGAACCGUAUCUUCUUCAACGUCUCCAGGUCGCCUGUCGCCAUCCUGGCGACGCAUGACUUGAGCCAGGGGCAGCUCGUGCUCGCCGCGGACUCGAACGGCUCCUGGGUCAUCGCGGGAAGGCCGGCAGGGCCCUUGGCCUCGGCGGUGCCGGUGUACGCUCGGUCCCAGGCGCGGGCGCCGCAGAACGCCAGCGCAGAGGAGCUCCUGAGCGACCUCGGGCGGCAGCGCUGGAGCGCGGGGGAGGCGGCCCCAGAGCGCGUGGGCGCCAGGUCCGGGAGGUCCCUGCGCGACAAGGUAAUGGGCUUUGCAAGGGAACGCAACAUCAGCAUCCACGAGAUCUACAUGGUGGACGGUAGCCACAAGGACGCGCGCGCGAACGCGUUCGUCGGCGGUAUCGACGGCUCCAUCAUCGGGCUCUACGACACGCUCUUCCUCGGGCAGCACGAGAACGACGGAGCGGAGGACGCUGUUCCCGCGACCCUGACCCUCCUCGGCGACGGGGGCGCUGGCAUGCUGAUGCUCAACGAGCUCGUUCAGGAGGUGGACGCGCCGGAGGAGGAGGGCGAGUCGGUCUGGAGCAGCACCCCCACGCAGGCCAUGACCGACGACGAGAUCAUCGCCAUCCUCGCGCACGAAUUGGCCCAUCCGGAUCUGGGCCACCUGCACCAGGGCAUGGUGAUGCAGGCGGCGAGCUCGCUGGUCACCUACGCGAGCCUCGGGUGGGCCGCGCACAGCCCGCUGUUCGCGGCAGCGCUGUCCCUCGGCGAACCCAUGGUCCACGUUGGAGCUUGCGCAUACGGCCACAUCGUCGGCCCACCUGUGGACGGCGUGGUGAAGUUCGUCUCCGACUGGUUAAUUCGGCGAAACGAGUACGAGGCGGACGCGUACGUGGCCAGGAUGUCGGACAAGUACGGCGCCGCCCUGCAGACAGCCCUGGCGAAGCUGAGCGUAAAUUCGAACCAGGACCCGGACAUGCCGGUCUGGUACGAGGCGCUGCACGCGGACCACCCCACCACGGCGAACCGCUGGGCCAACAUCGAAGCGGUACGCCAGGAGCGGGCGCGCGCGGCGGGGCGGGGCGCGUAGGGGGGGGACUCCCCCUUGCGGGCAGCGGCAAGUGGCGGUUGCGCGCUCCGCGUGCGCGAUGGUGCCUCCUUCCGGGUGCGUCACGUAGUUCCCUCCUUCGUCCGCGCAACCCCACCUGUUGGACGCCCCCGACUCCUGGCGUCGGCUGCGCGCAGG
Messenger RNA from Prorocentrum cordatum, 2484 nucleotides. The record is from the annotation of a GenBank genome assembly. Lineage: Eukaryota; Dinophyceae; Prorocentrales; Prorocentraceae.